AUGGAAACGGAGACACAAAUCGAUCACGUCCUGAUUGAUGGACGGCAUUUCUCGGACAUUAUCGACGUACGAACCUAUCGGGGCGCUAACAUCGACUCGGACCACUACCUUGUGAUGGUUAAGCUGCGUCCAAAACUGUCCGUUGUGAAUAACGUACGGUACCGGCGCCCGCCGCGGUAUAAUCUGGACCGACUGAGGGACACCGAGGUCGCGACUGCCUACGCGCGGCAUCUCGAAGCAGCGUUACUAGCGGAGGAGGAGCUCAAUGAUGCUCCCCUGGAGGACUGCUGGACCAGAACUAAAGCAGCCAUCAGCAAUGCUGCGGAGAGCGUCCUGGGAUACGUGCCAAGGAGUCGACGGAACGAAUGGUGGAGGCAGCACUACGAUGAACAUCUGAAUAGUGCACAGGCGGACAAUCAGGCGUUGGAGGAGGAAGAUUAUGUCAGUGUUGCAGCCGACGGAGAUGUACCAGUGCCCACUAUGAACGAGUUCAAGGAAGCUAUCCAACAGCUCAAGACCAACAAAGCUGCUGGUAAGGAUGGUCUAGGAGCAGAACUCUUCAAAAGGGGACCGGAGAAACUGACGGAAUGCAUGCACCGAAUAAUCGAAGAGAUCUGGGACAGAGAACAGCUACCGGAGGACAUCUGUGUCUGCACGGAAAACAGCAUCCCGUACGAGGACGAACAGCUGCUCUGCCAGGAAGCUCAUUAG
This is a messenger RNA of Malaya genurostris, 711 nucleotides long. RefSeq lists its product as uncharacterized. The record is from RefSeq and is a predicted model, not a curated record. NCBI's taxonomy places the organism in Eukaryota, Metazoa, Arthropoda, Insecta, Diptera, Culicidae. The transcript is spliced from 3 exons. Bases 1 to 711 code for a protein of 236 amino acids.